AUGCGAAACGUGUAUGGGUCGGACGCCUCUUCGCAGCGGUAUAGGUCACUAAUUCGCGGUGCGAAAUGGGCAAAUGAACUCAUUUACCAUCUGUCUCAGACUAAAUGGGGCUUGCGUAGCUGGGAUAUAGUCUACACUGCUGAACAUCAAGUCGAUUUUUUCACUCGUUUGAAUGACAAUUAUACUAUUCGACCCGAUGCCUUCGUAGCGGGGUUAAAGGAAGAUUUUUAUCCAGAUCAUCCCUCAGAGGCAUCAGUGCCCUUGGCAAUUCCUUCAAUUCUACAACGAAUUUACGAUGAUACAGUACCUCUAGGAGAUAUUUGCAAGAUCCUAGGAUAUAAAAACUAUGAGAAUCUUGAACUUUCCGGUCUAAAUGCAUUCCUCGCUAAGACCAAAAAGCGGAAAGCGAGGAUAGGUACAAAUUCGUCAAAACGGCGCCGUGUGAAUCCUCCUGUCUUGUCGGAAGAUGACAACGAUAGCUCAACACAAUCGUCAAGCAGUAGCGUUUAUUCAUCCACACCAGAAUUACCUACAACCCCUGAGAUGGUUAUCCUAUCUGAAGAGUGCUCAACGAGGACGUCUAUGCCAACGGAAAUCCCUAUCAGCGCCGGGAUAACCGAUUCGAAUGAGAAGAUGGUUUAUGUCAGUACCCACGAUACAUACCUUAAUACCCCAAUCGGCGACCCCUCCACGUCACAGUAUAUGUCUCUUGAUCACCCUCGCCCUAGAGAUGAUUCACCUCAUGCUUCCUCCCUACCAAAGGAUAUGCGAAGUCAAUUAUUUCCCACAAUCACAGUGGCCGAGUUUGAAGCAGACAGUCAAGGUCCUCGACCAUCCGCAGCAAGCCUUCUUUCCAAUAUAAAUAAGUUGCCAGUUCUCGAGUCACCUUCAAACCUUGCGACAUCAUCCACCAAAACGCCUGAUCAGGUAUUCCUUCACAGCACUACCGCUCAGCAAGAGACAAGAGAGAAUCCUGAGGUAUCCAAUGUGCAGUUCGAUACGGUGCACACUUAUACCGAGGAAAAUGACUUCCAGAGGGAGCAAGUACGUAACUUGGACAUGGAUCAUUUCGGUGGGUGGUUAAGAGUACCGGGUGGACACAGGAGCGGACGGGUUUCAAAUAACGAUGACCCGUCACUACGACCGGCGAAUUGGAACCAGCUGAGCAUAUCAGCGACCAGCACAAACGAGCAUCCUGCCCCACAGCAUCCCGGGAGUGAUCCUCAAUUGAGCGACCCUGGUCUGCCGCUUCCACCGAGAAACUGGAACCAGCUGAAUAAUGAGCUCUCUCCGAGUGAUCCCCAGUCGAACGACCUUGGCUUGCCGUGUCUACCGGAAGAAUGGGAGCAACAGUAUAAUUUAGCGACAUUAGACUGGCAUGAUUCUCAAUUGAACGAGCUUGGCUUGCCGGGUCCGAGAAACUGGAACCAGCCGAAUAAUGAGCUCUCUCCGAGUGAUCCUCGAUUGGACGACCCUGGCUUGCCGAGUCUACCGAAAGACUGGGACCAGCAGUAUAAUUUAGCGACGUUGAAGGUCUUCUGGCGACCUGGGAGUGAACCUUCAUUGAACCAUCUUGAAUUGCCGAGCCUACCGCCAAAUUGGGACCAGCUAAAUACAAUCGAGCUCUCACAUCAACCUAGGGGUGAUACUCAGUUGGACGACCUUGGCCUGCCCAGUCUACCGAAAGACUGGGACCAGUUGUAUAAUUUAGCGACAUUAGACUGGCAUGAUCCCCAAUCGAACGACCUUGGCUUGCCGUGUCUACCGGAAGAAUGGGAGCAACAGUAUAAUUUAGCGACAUUAGACUGGCAUGAUUCUCAAUUAAACGAGCUUGGCUUGCCGGGUCCGAGAAACUGGGACCAAUUGAAUAAUGAGCUCUCUCCCUCACAGCAACCCAGGAGUGAUCCUGAAUUGAACGACCUUGGCCUGCCGAAUCUACCAACAACUUGGGAUCAGUUAAAUAUUGAGCUCUCUCCCUCACAGCAACCUAGGAGGAGGGAUCCUCAAUCGAACGACCUUCCUCCGCUAUUAGACUCUUUCGACAGGACUCAGGGCCAUCAAUCGCAGCCUUCGUUUCCACCUACAUCACAUAUGGCCUCGGAGUCAUUUCACCAGAGCCCUUUUUCUUCUUCUCAUUAUUCUAGCAGAAUCAUUGGAGUCAAGUAA
Molecule: messenger RNA, 2166 nt
Organism: Penicillium longicatenatum
Lineage: Eukaryota; Fungi; Ascomycota; Eurotiomycetes; Eurotiales; Aspergillaceae
Exons: 4
Coding region: 1-2166 (721 amino acids)
Source: RefSeq, a predicted model, not a curated record